CGUAGUCCUAGUCAGUAGAUAGUCGCUGGUGAGUGGACUAAAAUCGUGCGGAUCGCUCCGCGGAAGAGAAUCACUGUAGCUUGAUGCAGCGCAGGGACGCGUAACAAACAUGAUCAUUAUCGGGAGAUUCUACAUCCUGUUCCGUUGCCUGUUUAGUAGUUCUGUUGAGUAGACUGACUCAUUGUAAGUGUUAUACGUUAGCAGCAUCCCCUACUCUUUCAGUCUUUGUAGUAUUACUAUUACUAUUAGUAUUACUACUAAAGUACUAGAGCACUGUCGACGCAUCCUCGUGGCCUACACAGACAGUGGAGAGUCAGCUCUUAGUCUUACUUCUGGCCUAGCUCAUCGCAGCAGUGCUUGGGCCAAAAGUUAGGCAAAACACUGCCAUUGCAUUGGUUAGCUUCAGAUAAUUAUCAGUCGAGCCGCGCUACUCAACUAGUCUUUACUAUAGUUGGUGAAGUCAGAAUCGAUCGCUUGCGUUGUGCUUCAAGAGAUUCUCUAAUGUUGUGUCUCAGUGAGCUGUCGGUGUGGAGUAGAUCUACGAGUACAUAAUCAUUCUGCUGAUCUGGUCCAUGGAGAGUGCACCCCAGAGGCCAUACUUGUACGGCAUCUACAGAAACUCUGCUCACUAGACUCUACAACUCGUAGAUCUACUGCGCUGCUGCGAGCGUUCGUGAUCCAUUGAGCAAUGACAUCGCGCCAGCUGUACUGACUGUCAUGUCUGUGGAGUUGUUCGUCGAGAAAUAUAAAAGCCUCGCUUGCUGUCGGUGCCUCAUUAGUCAUUCAUAGCCCAUUGCAUUGCCGCAAUAAUAUUAUUGAUCACGGCGGUGCGUUGCUUUCCCUGUUACCGCCGCUUUGCUUGUGAAAACACUAUCCAUAGCCAUCGUUGGAUCUUCGAUGCUGCCAGAAGGCACGUGUAAGCCACUGGAAGAAUUCUAAAAAUUACUGCCAGCCGAACCCUGCUGUUCCAUUUCGACAUUAUUUUGUCGAAGUCAUUGGUUUCACCUGAGAGCCCGGUCAGAAUAGUAUUAGUAGUACUACUAGCACUAGUGGAUGGUGGUGGUGCCUCCUUGCCUGUCCAGCGCGGCGUACGCGUGUGUCUAUGUUAGCAUUGUACAGAAGUGUUACCGCUAGUAGAUCUAAUCAACUACGAUUAGUACGAAGUACGAGCAGCUGAGGACAGGAGUGUGGAAGGUGUGACCCUGUUGACACCCGUUUGGACACCAGGCAAUAACUACGUGUAUGUUCAUGUACGAGUGAUUGUGCUUUCUGAAUGCAAAGUAGCAAUCGGUGUCUUCACUAGCUCUGUACAGUCGACAGCUGGCUUGGAGCACUGCAUGCUGUGUGUUCUUGUCCUGCUGGCCUGGGUCAAGAAGGAGUGACUUGGUGCUCAUAAUAUCCCGUAUAAUACCCGCCUAGCUGCAUAGUAUGCACAGCAAGGCCAGCAUCCCCUGGGCAAUGGAUCAGCUGGUGCUAUGCAGAUGGCAAAGUGCAAGGAAAGGCAGCGGGUUCUCAAGUCACCUGCGCACCAGGGAGCAGGUGUACAUGCCGCUGCCGUGGCAGCUGGUGCUGUUUCUGCUCAUGUUGACGGCGCAUGUAUACCUGCCGGCUGGUGUUCAGUGCCAACAAGUCAUGUUUGGGCCCUGCAAGGAUAACAGUCGUGUAUGCAAUCGUACCAGCGUCGCUGCAGACCUGUACCUGGGCGGACUGUUUCCGAUCCAUGCCUUGGCCGAGUACGGGAACGGCACAACGGGCUGUGGCAUGUUGGUGGAUCAAACGCAGCAGUGGGUGGAGGCAAUGCGCCAUGCCGUCGACAUGGUGAACAGCAACACUGCGCUGCUGAAGAAUGUCACGCUUGGCUACGAGAUCCGCGAUACGUGUCGCCUGUCAUCGCACGCCGUCCGACAGUGCCUGGAGUUCCUCGGCAAGUCCACCGAUGAUGUGCAAUGCCCUGCGGAAAGCGAAUCGCAGUCGAACAGUAAGCUGAUCCCCAGCGUUGUCGGCAUCGUCGGACCGUUCUCCAGCUCAGUGAGUCUGGCGACAACAGAGCUGCUGGGUCUUUUCCAGCUGCCCAUGGUCAGUUACGGCGCCACGAGUACCCAGCUGAGCAUGUCGAGCAGCUUUCCAUACUUCCUGCGUACCAUACCCAGCGACCGAGGCACGGCACGAGCUAUUGCUCGUAUGAUACGAACUCUGGAUUGGGAGUUUGUCGGCCUGAUACACACGGCCGAUGAUUUCGGCGUAGAUGGCAUCAAUGCGGUGAAGAGUGCGCUUGGAUUUUCCCGGGUUUGUACGGAACAGAUGCAAGCGGAACGAGUAACGCAAAUUUGCCAAUCUAAGACCUGGGAGAUUCGAGAAGGCGCUUCCCACAAUGAUACCGUCUACGAAGAGAUAUGGUCAGAACUUCUAACUGAUGAGCCAAUCAAGCGCUCGACAGUCGUGGUGAUGUUCACCCAGGCCAGUGAGACAUCUCAGUUCUUCCAGUAUCCCAAAAGGUCCGGCAACGAGUCACUCUGGAAGGCAGCGCUGGAGCAUAACAUUACCUUUAUUGGCGUGGAUGCUUGGGGCGACACGGCCACUGCGGUUGACAUGGCAGUGGGUGUGUCUAGGGGGUCGAUCAGUCCCAUUCCGCUGUCGUCACCCUACGCGGACUUCCAGUCUCAUUGGACGAGCCGCACGCGUUCCAACACCAUGGACAAUCCCUGGUUCGACGAGUUUUGGACAAGGAUGCUCCAACGCCAGUCGGCCAUGUCAGCGAACGGAAGCGACGGUAGCAGGAGUGACAGUGAAUUUUCUCUAGCUACUAACUACGCCAUGGACAGCAAAGUUCCGUAUGUAUAUCACUCCGUGUUUGCAUUCGCGCAUGCUUUAGACAAUUUGUACAAUAAACCUUGCAACGGCAGCGUAUCAUGUCUUGAAGUUGAAGCACGGACAAAUCUCCUUGAGGCUCUUAAGAGUGUGUCGUUCACCACCAUCAACGGCAACAACUUUUCCUUUGAUGAUAACGGCGAUCCGUACAUCUCGCUGUAUGAUAUCAGGAACAUGCAAGUGAGUGCAGUAGAUAAUGCCACGAUCUCAUUCCCCGCUGUGGGCAAUUUCAGCAAAGCGUUGACGGGAUUGCGAGGGAACGCGACUUGCAGCUCAGACAAUACAAGUGCGUCCAAUUCUUCUUUGGACACCUGUGGCUCCGAGUUCACGCUGGACGAGGCAGCAGUGAUCUGGAACUCUGAGAUCAAUACACGGCCGGUGUCAGUCUGCAGUGAGACAUGUCCUCCCGGAACAAGGAGAGUGGUCAGGAAAAUUGAAGGCAGCACUUCCUGCCAGACCUGUUGCUGGAUGUGUGAUUCAUGUCCGGAGAAUCGAAUCUCUCUGAUGAAUAACAGCGAUACAUGCGUGCCCUGUGAGAAUGCGACGAAGAGCAGCGCUGAUCACACAUACUGUGUUCCGGUGAAAGUUGAACAGUUCAGCGCUCCGUCAGCCGCGGCCAUUGUUGUGGUGGUCUUGGCAGUUCUCGCUAUUAUAGCUACCUUGCUUGGCAUUGCGUGGACGUUGAAGAGGUACAAUGACAGCUUCUUUGCAUUUGGUCGAGAGCCGACACUGUUCUGCCUGUUUGGGAUGUUGCUUGCACUGACAUCUACUGUAUUGGAAGUCAACGGUCCCUCUCACAAUAUCUGCGUCGCCAGGUUUGUGCUGUCUGCUGUGGGCUUGACUGCUGUUGCCUCGUUUCCGCUCCUGUUCGCGAUUCAUCGUCUAUGCCUGGCACACAACUUCCAGGUGGGCACGAUAUUCAUCUACCCAGCAAUCAGGUUUCUGGGAAUGCUUGUUGCUGAGUGCAUCACUGCAGCCAUAUUGAUUAUAUCUAUCACCGCCGGUGAUGCCAUGAGUGUCAUAAGAACGGUGACGCCCCAUGUCAAAGUCGAGUUGGUCUGCGGUUACGACGGUGGUGAAGAGAGCCAACUGGUGUACGAUUGUUUGCUGAACCUGGUCACACUGGUGCUGUGUAUCUACCUGAUGUGGCUGGCGGCACAUGGCAAGAUGGAGGCCGUUGUAUACGAUCCCAGGUCUAGAUUGUUUGCUCUGAUUGCCGUUGCAUCGGUCCUGACUGUUGCCCUGGGCGCUGCAUUCACUGGAGUCGCGUCGGUCGUUACCAGUCCGGAUACUAAAAGUAUGCUCAAGCACCUGUCGACCAUACAGUUUGUCGUGGGCUACAUCAUCUUGGUUUUAGUUCCCAGCCUACGCAAGCUUGGCCAACUGUCGCGAGAGGAGGAGGAUGAGUACGUCAAGGCGCUCGAGGAUGCAACGGGCAGACACUCUCGGUCCUUGAGUGUUGACAUUAAGGCAAUUGCCAAGAGGGUGCGAGCCAUCUCCCGUUCCAGUGGCGGGGGCACAAGCGGAGACUCUGCGGGCCAAAUGCCCGAAAUUGGUGAAGUGGAUGAAGAUAAGCAAAGCCUGCAUAGUUAUAAGCAGGCUCUGAAGACUCCCCUGGUGGAGGAUGGAAAUGUCAGUAGAACAAUGCCCAUCUUUUUUCCACUGGCAUGUGCCCCCGAAGACGGCAAUGCUCGGAACGAUCUUGACUACAACAGGCUAUCUAUACCCAGGACGCCCACACCGACAUCAGGUCCUAGCGAGGUAUCUCGUUCGCCCCAGGAUAACCUAGCUAUUGAGUCGGGGACUGGUGGCAAGACAGAGCGUCCAGUCAUCAGUGAAACAGCAAUGUGAGGCGAGUUUGACACAAUGUCAUGUUAAGCAAGGCACCGUGAUGACUUCCAUAUACCCUUUCUCUAGUCUCAUGUUCCCGGCAUUAUGACCCGGUACAUGUAAUAGUGUUUUGGGAAUAGCCUGGUGUUUAUGUACAGCAGGCUUGCUCUAAAAACCUGAAUGUUUCCAAUGUUUCGAUACACGUACUUACUUGACUUGAUAGGAUGAUUUAUUGUCACACAUAUUUUCGAUUGAUGGCCUGUCGUCUCCUUCCAGCCAAUGGCAGGCCGAGCCAUUUCCAAGGAACUUUAUUAGACUUGAGCUGAUUCUGGAGCUUGGCAAUGUAUGUAUGACUGUAUGUAUGCUGCUUAGGAUGGUGUGCAUUCAGCUUGAUGAUACGAGUCGUAUUUCUGAUAUCUGCUGCACGAUCAAUAGCCAUGUGCGCCUUUA
Sycon ciliatum is the source of this 5148-nucleotide messenger RNA. Its product is annotated as metabotropic glutamate receptor 6-like. The coding region runs from base 1429 to 4719 and encodes 1096 amino acids. The record is from RefSeq and is a predicted model, not a curated record. Gene Ontology annotation, molecular function: adenylate cyclase inhibiting G protein-coupled glutamate receptor activity. Gene Ontology annotation, biological process: regulation of synaptic transmission, glutamatergic; G protein-coupled glutamate receptor signaling pathway. NCBI's taxonomy places the organism in Eukaryota, Metazoa, Porifera, Calcarea, Leucosolenida, Sycettidae. The transcript has a single exon. Gene Ontology annotation, cellular component: plasma membrane.